AUGGUGUGCCUGACCGAGACGACGGAGAAGAUGGCGAGCGUGUCGGCGGAGCUGGAGGCGAGUCGGGCGGACGUAUUGGGGCUGCGGAGGCGUUUGAGUGAGUCAGAGGGCACCGUUUCGCGUCAUCUGCAAGACCUAGCAGAGGUGGCAUCUCGCAGUCGCGCCUUCGCCGAACGGCUUGCUGGCGCGAAGAAUCGGGCGGCCGUUGUCGCUGGUGAAAUGUCGACAGGUUGGAGGGAUUGUUUGGAGCAAGAAGUGAUGGUGAUGGCGAGUGUGGAGGUGUUGGAGUCUCUAUUGGGUGACUUCAAAGCGGCAGAGUCGAGGCUUGGUGAACUGGAGGCGCAGAAGAAGGCGGAGGAAGAAGGCAGAGUGGAGCGCGUGACAGCGGUGUAUGAAGCGAAGCUGGUUGAGCAGAAAGCGCAAUUGGAGGGUCGGUUGAAUGAAAGAGUGAUGGCGUACGAGAAGACUAUGCGGGAUGUUGAGGCGAAGUAUGCGGCACUGUUGGAAGCAGCUGAAUCGAGGCAUGUUGCUGCGGCAGAGAGGUGCGAGCGUCUUGUCGCGCGAGAAGCGGAGUUGGUGGAUGAGAUGGAGGCGAAAGACGUGAAGAUAUUGGGUCUGGAGAGUGACCUCGUGGCUGUGCGCAUGACGGCGGCUGAAACCCAAGUUGAGCUCGAGAGUUUGAACCGUCGAAUGGUAGAGCGGGAGGAGGCCGAGGGUGCGGAGGAGGGCCGGAACACGAGGCGCUCAUCUGCCUCGGAAAUGGAGGAGAAGGCUCGGAAAUAUCCUGAGCUGAAAGCCAUUGCCUUUGACCUGAAGUCGCGACUGCGCAAACGAGCUGAAUUGCUGGAAAGCAGCAUGAAGGAGAAUAGACGCCUGAGACGAAUUGUUCACGAGAACGAAAGGCGCGCCAAGGGGUUCCUUGAGGAGUUGGAGCGACUGCGUAGACAGAUAGUGGAGAAGAAGGGUGCCAUUAAGAAGCUGGAGGCGGUAGCACGUUCGCUGCCUGUUCGUCAUGUUGGCGCGAGGCCGUGUGACUACGACGCGCCACCUGAAACCCGCAAGUCUCCAAGACGUCCACGCUCCGUAGAGUGGAGUUGCAAAGAUUGUGGACACGAAGUGGCCCCGGAUGUCUUGGGCCGUGCCGAGGUCGACUUGGGUGUUGGUGAAGAAGUUGUGGAGGGAAAGGAGAAGGAGGAGGGGGAGGAGUGUGUUGGUGUGGCGGUUGGUACUGCAGCAGAGCCUGGUGCAACCUUGAAUACAGUUGUUACCAGUGCCACCCAACUGCACGAUGUGAAAGCCAGCGUUCCACAGGAGGUUCGGUGUGUGUCUGGGAAACUCAUGUCGGUGCCCCCUUGUUGGAAACAACAAUCAAUGCCUGGUGGUGUUGGCGGUGUGAGUUCACUGGUGACGAGCAUCGAGGUGACUAUUCGUGAGCUGUCAAAGUGCCUGGAGUCCCAGCGUCAGGCCUCAGUGAUGGCGGAGGAUGCCACCUAUUCCCUUGACGCCGACGACGGUGCACUGACGAACACGCAGGACGUGAAUGACACCCUCUCGGUGACGUCAGAUGGCGGCUCGUUGUCGGUUUCUGCGUCGUCGCUUUCCCGCCAGAGUAGUUACCGGUGCAGUGAACGCGGUGUCUCGUCCGUUGCAGUGGGCGUUGCACCACGUAAGAAGUCUCUCACACCGAACCCAGGUGCCAUCGGGGAUCUGCAGGAGCACAUAAGUCGGUGUGCCAGGGAGCUUUCGUCUCUUUGCUUUGCACUGAUGCAGGAACUGACAAAGCCAGAGGCAGCGAGCGGCAACGUGGUGUUUGUUAAUGCUUGGGAGGGAUCAGUCGCAGUGUACCUCGCAGUUACCCAGACGCUAACUGCAAGUCGUGUAGACUGUGGGUUCGGGCGUGAUGGUGGGAGCGGAAUGCGGAUCAUCGGACCACCGACGAGCCAGAGCAAUCAUCAGCCGGACAGUGAAGUGUGUAUCGGCAUUACUGGAGCAGAAGGGAGAGUGUCUAUGUCGAGCUGGGGACAUGCAUGCACACGGCAACGCGGUGGUAAAGAGGCCAUUGGUAACUUGUGGACGUGCACAUUUCAGGGUGACGAGGUUCUGUCGUGUGUGGUGAGUGAUCUGCGAGAGGCACUUCGUCUACUAGGUCCUGGCAGGUUGAAUUCUCCACGCCAAUCACACCAGGGGGACUCCGCGUCAAACAGCUGCCGGUCGCGGUCAUCCGGUGGAGCUACGGCCCGCAAGCCCACGGUCACGACAAGCAGCAGCUGUUCGUGUCAGCAGCGUUGUAGUCGAGUGAUCAACACCGUCGAAGAACUCACUGCGAUGUUGAAUAGCACUGCCAGUGUGCUUUCGGAAUCUGCCGUGCAGACAAGACGCCAACCCCACGAAUCGGGUUCUCCCUAG
Molecule: messenger RNA, 2406 nt
Organism: Mesocestoides corti
Lineage: Eukaryota; Metazoa; Platyhelminthes; Cestoda; Cyclophyllidea; Mesocestoididae
Source: the annotation of a GenBank genome assembly